AAUCUAUUGCAGGAAACAUGUCAGGGGGAUUAUCAGAGGGGUAUUUAAGAAGACAGCAGGACACUUCAGACCGACAUACCUGAACAGGAGAGACACCUGCAAGAAGCCGUUUGUGCUACUGCAAAAACCGAAACAUAAACAAUGGCAGACACAGCCGUCGCAGCUCCCGCCGACAAGAAGGCACCUCCCAAGUUCAAGCAGAGGGCCAUGCGUACCUUCAAGAGCAAGGCCCCCAAGCCAGGCCAGAAGGGGUUCGGAGACGACAUCCCAGGCAUGGAGGGUCUCGGCACAGACAUCACAGUGAUCUGCCCAUGGGAAGCCUUCGGUGACAUGGAGCUCAGCGACCUGGCGAAAUACGGAAUUGUCUAGAAACCCUCUCGUGUCUUCAGCACAAAUAUUAUACCUCCUUGCAUUAUUUUCCUCAGUCCUAUCCCAAUUGCCACCUUUACUUUCCUAAACCUCCAAAAGUACCUGACCCGAUGUCUGUUGUGUUAGGCAAGUGUGGAAUUUGGGGGGGGGGGUGGAUUACACAAAAGAUGAUCUAUGAAAUGACCAAAAUGGCAAGUAUGAUUCUAUAAUGAAUAUAUUGAAAUUAAUCUAUAUAUAUAUAUAUAUAUAUAUACUUCACUGAGGCACAGUAACUUCAAACAUCCCAACUGGCUUAACUUCCUCUUGUUACUGUUAAUCAAAAGGUACAUUUUGCUCCUAUCUCCUGCCUUUAUCGGUUUCCUGCCAUGACCAUCCCUCUUUGGAGAUAUUCCUUUUUAAUGUACAGCUAUUAUUGAUGCAAAGAUAUUUUUAUUUUUAUGAAAUAUGAUUGUAAAUGUGUACACCUUUUCAGUAGGAAUGGGAGUCACAGAGAAGUAGAGCUGUCAAUAAAUAUUUUCCCCAAGAAA
This is a messenger RNA of Sphaeramia orbicularis (orbiculate cardinalfish), 896 nucleotides long. RefSeq names its product retinal cone rhodopsin-sensitive cGMP 3',5'-cyclic phosphodiesterase subunit gamma-like. Gene Ontology annotation, cellular component: photoreceptor outer segment membrane. Bases 142 to 369 code for a protein of 75 amino acids. Gene Ontology annotation, molecular function: cGMP binding; 3',5'-cyclic-nucleotide phosphodiesterase activity. Lineage: Eukaryota; Metazoa; Chordata; Actinopteri; Kurtiformes; Apogonidae. Gene Ontology annotation, biological process: visual perception; positive regulation of G protein-coupled receptor signaling pathway; positive regulation of epidermal growth factor receptor signaling pathway. The transcript is spliced from 3 exons. The record is from RefSeq and is a predicted model, not a curated record.